AACCCACAUUUGCUUUUAAGUUUUUACACACACACUCUCUCUCCUUUGAGGUUUUCACACUUUCUCUCUCUACAGAUAUGAAUCGUUAUGCAAGGGCCCCUUUUUUUGAGUGUCCACUACACCGCACGCCCAAUACUCGGCCACCACUUUCCUUCGAAGCGCAGAUCCUUCUUCUUUCCUUUGGAUCCCACAAAAAGAUACCUGAAAUUGCUUCUGGUGCAUAGAGGCUGUGGUCUUCACUCAGUGCUCAACUCCUUCCACAGAGAGAGAGAGAGAGAGAGAGAGAGAGAGAGAGAGUUGCAGAUAGUGUGUGCAUGUGCUGAAAUUCUUCCACAAGAGAGAAAACAGAGUAACUUAUUCUUCAGAGAGAGAGAGAUAGAGACAGACAGACAGAGGGGGAGGGAGAGAGAGAGAGAGAUGAAGUGGGAGAUGGAAUUCCACUCUUCUGCCCCCUAUUUUCCAAGCUCAAUCUGGACCCUUGAAGAGAACAAAUUGUUCGAGAAGGCCUUGGCCUUAUAUGACAAAGAGACCCCAGAUCGAUGGCACAUGAUAGCUAAAAUCAUACCCGGAAAAACAAUCAGUGAUCUUAUGGGACAUUAUAAGCAAUUGGUAGAUGAUAUCAGUCGAAUCGAAGCUGGUUGGAUCGAGCUUCCAAGUUAUAAUUCCUCUGGGUUUCGAUUGGAUUGGUUUUCAGGUGAUUCUCAGUCAGUGGAUGGCCUCAAGAACGGCUCUAGGAGGGCCUCGGCGAAGCCACCUGAUCAUGAAAGGAAGAAAGGGGUCCCUUGGUCUGAAGAUGAGCACAGGCUCUUCCUCUUGGGUCUCAAGAAACAUGGCAAAGGUGACUGGAGAAACAUAUCGAGAAACUUUGUUCAAUCAAGAACAGCUACUCAGGUAGCAAGUCAUGCCCAAAAAUACUUCAUAAGACUCAGCUCAGGAAGCAAAGACAAGAGAAGAUCGAGCAUACACGAUAUAACAACUGCCAAUUUAUCGGAGAAGAGAUCCCCUUCUCCUCCUUCCCCUAAUAUUCAAUCUCAGGCCUUUAAUACUCAGCUCAGUACUUCUAGUGAUCCAAUUAAAACCCAAAAUUUCAAUAGUUUUUUCAGUCCAAACCAGACCAGUGAAGAAGUUGGUUCCUUCAUCUCAUCAGUCCCUCAAGCUAAGGCUACUAUGUACAUUUCACCGCCUCGGACAAUUAGUCCUUAUGAGGAAAAGCUCCACGAAUCUGAUAUGGGGACACAGCAUUUGAUGUAUCGGCUUCAGGCCUACAACCUUCACAACUAUUGCUGAUACUCUCUCACUCUCUCUCAUUUCUAUGUUGUUCAUCAAUGAAUUCAUCUCUCUAUCUCUGAUUCCCACCCUGCCACCCUCCUCCCUCCCCCCCAAAAAAAAAAAAAAAACUCAUAGCUAUGCUAUUCAUGGUGUCAAUGAAUUCACCUCUCUCCAUAUCUGUUUUUUCGUUAGCCCCUCUCUCUCUCUCUCUCUGGGAUUUUAUCAAAUUUGUCCAAUUCUAGGGUAUGGGUUGAGUUGGGUUUUAUCAAAAGGUGCUUCUGGUUUGGUGUUUGUGUUUCGAGUUUGUUACCAAGCUUCAAGUUGCUACCGCAUGAACUGGUAGUCGCUGAAGUUGCAGAAGUCCAGUGCUUGUGUAUUUGAAAGGGGAAGCUUCCAAGUUUAUAUAGUGUACAAAAGAAGAUAGAAGCAUGAAUUUUAUGGUAAUUUCCAUCCUCAGAUACUCUUCUGAGGUAUGUGUUGUAAAUUGAGAUAUAUAUGUUUUAUUUAUCCUUCUUUUUUUGCA
This is a messenger RNA of Amborella trichopoda, 1792 nucleotides long. RefSeq names its product transcription factor DIVARICATA. Gene Ontology annotation, molecular function: DNA binding. The record is from RefSeq and is a predicted model, not a curated record. Lineage: Eukaryota; Viridiplantae; Streptophyta; Magnoliopsida; Amborellales; Amborellaceae.